UACACAACGUAAGCUCGACAGAAUGUCAAUUUUCCAGACUGGCCACUUCUGCACCAACAGCUAGCUGCAAGCACAAGCUACUAUCCCACUUUACGCUGUAUGCAAUGCCUUCAGAUGACAAAUAUCAACUUCUGGCUCGUUGCAAGAGAAAGCCCACCGGUUGCGCUUUUGCGACAACCGGUCUGCAACGUCUGACAGGUAGCGUCUUCGUCGCAUCUUCAUCCUCACUUGGAGGCAACACUGACUGCAGGCUUCACUUCGCUGCCACUCCAUAACGGUCUUCCUCGCCAUGAUGACUCUGAGCGCCGACCAGCUGCAGGCUCUGAUGCAGCACAAGCAGCAGGCCCUCAUCCUCCACCAGCAUCAUCUCAAAGAAAUCUACAAGAAACGGCAGCAGAUCAACGUGCGGUUGCUUCAGCAGCAGCCGCUAAAGAAAAGCAAACAGCUUCUUGCUCAUCAACUGGCGCUCCAGCAGCUCCUGCACAUCCAGCAUCAGGUUCAUCGACAGCAGUCAACACGCUCCUCUGCCGCGGAUAUAAGCACAGAGGAAUCGAAGCAGGUUUGGAAGGAGAUGACAAAAGGAGCAGCAGCAGCAGAAGAAGAAGAAAACAGCAUCAAGUGCGAUCUCAAAGGCGCUGAUCACACGACGACAGUCGGCAAAAAUCAAACGUGCGACCUCCUGUCACGUUCUACUCACAAGCGUUUGAGUCAAGAUGAUUUCACAGCUCCAAAUGUUCUCUACGGUCACGGUGUGUGCAACUGGCCCGGGUGUGAGUCCAGCUGCCAAAGCUACAACCAGUUUGUCAAGCACAUGCGCUGCGAGCACACACUGGACGACAAAAGCGCAGCACAGUGUCGAGUCCAGACGCAAGUGGUUCAUCAACUGGAGAUUCAGCUGCGCAAAGAACGAGAUCGUCUGCGCGCGAUGACGGCUCACCUUCAGCUGAUGCCCUCUGCGGACUCCCACUUUGCACCACGCGACACUUCAGCCAACUUGCAGUCCAGCUCGGUUGCCAGCGAGCCCCCCUCGCCGAGUCCUCCUGGUCUUGCGGCCCCCGUCGGCGACUCUCCUACUUCGUGUGCCGAGGCCGUGAGUCGCCGACAUCACCCGUCGGUCUAUGCUACAGAAAAAGAACACGAUCUCUACAAGAACGCCGACGUCAGACCGCCCUUUACGUACGCAACCUUAAUAAGACAGGCCAUCAUGGAAUCAGCAGGCAGGCAGCUAACGCUGAACGAGAUCUACACCUGGUUCACGGGUACCUUUGCCUUUUUCCGGCGCAACGCCGCAACCUGGAAGAACGCAGUUCGCCACAACCUGAGCCUGCACAGAUGCUUCGUCCGCGUAGAGAACUCCAAAGGCGCCGUGUGGACGGUUGACGAGGCGGAAUAUCAACGACGGCGAUCCCAGAAGGUGACGGGGUCAGUAGAGGAAUGCUCGGAGUCCACUACUGAUGAAAAGCGUUCACUUUGGCUCGGUUUUGAACGAGGAGGACCCGCGAUAGGAAACAAUGGCUAACUGAAGCUCGACAGGACUCAAAUCAGCAACGAUGACGUUACAAGUUAAUCUAAAAAACGACCGGAUGAAAAAUAUUCAACUCUGCAUUAUGUAAUUCAAAACCUGUGUCUGUAUUGCUUAUUCACACUUGCACAGGGAGAACAUGUAAACUCCACAUGGGAAGCCCAGAACUGUCCACAUUGAGGCAAACGUUCUAACCACUAGUCCCCCGUGUUGCCCUAAAUUGCGAGAUUAAAAAAAGUAAAAAAAAGUUAAAUAUCUUUUGUCAAAGUUGUGACAAAGUUUGUUGUGCUAUGAGUCUCCUCAAUAAACUUUUUGAUGAGUUGAUAA
Molecule: messenger RNA, 1849 nt
Organism: Syngnathus typhle (broad-nosed pipefish)
Lineage: Eukaryota; Metazoa; Chordata; Actinopteri; Syngnathiformes; Syngnathidae
Product: forkhead box protein P2-like
Exons: 14
Coding region: 290-1519 (409 amino acids)
Biological process (GO): regulation of transcription by RNA polymerase II
Cellular component (GO): nucleus
Molecular function (GO): RNA polymerase II cis-regulatory region sequence-specific DNA binding; DNA-binding transcription repressor activity, RNA polymerase II-specific
Source: RefSeq, a predicted model, not a curated record